AUGGGCUGCUGUCAGUGUAGAAAACUCGAUAAAGGAGAAUUAUACCCAAUUAAAUAAUCCUAACUCAUUACUCAGUAAGCAUUAAACUGAUAGUUAAUUUCUACUAACUCCCCCCCCCCUCCGUGAGCGAACAAAACCAUUAGAAAAAUCACCAUUUUUUGACCAAAAACCCACCCUCCGUGAGUGAACAAAAAUAUUUUUAAUAGAAAAAAUUUUAAUAGAAAAAAAUUUUGCUAUAUAAGUGAUAAUUAGUAUAAUGAAAUCUAGAGCUAAUUCUGUUUAAUUUUAAACAAAUUGCGUUUUAAAAACAUAAAUUUUGCAAAUUAAAUUAGUAUUUGCUUCCCAAUUUUUGCAAAUUAGGAUUUUUUUAAAUUUCGAAAAAAAUAUUUUUUAUAAAAAAUUUAUAUAUAAAUUGUUUUUAAAAAAAAAAAUUAACCCCCCUCCGUGAGUGAACAAAAUUUUUUUUGUUCGCUUACGGAGGGGGGGGGGGGGGAGUAAGGUAAAGAAAAUGCAGCUAUUAGCAUAUUUAUGGCCUAUUAAGAUAAUUCAAAUUGAUAACAUUGUGGACCAAGAUCAACACGAUUUUAAGAAACCUUUUGAAGAGGAAUUUGAUGACAUAAGUUUAUCAUCACAAAAUAAUUCUCAAGUCACAUCAGGAAAACUCAUGAGCAAGACUUCUUCCCACAUGAGAUCCUUAUCAACGCUCUCCAUCAACUCUCUUAGAGGUUCACUUAUGAGGGGCGAAUUUGAAAAUGCUUUUCUCAUAUCAACACCUCAUUCUUUGUAUGGAAGCUUAGUCGAAGGAGAAUUAUCAGGGCCAAAGGAGUUCUUUAGGCCAGUUUAUAAUUAA
Molecule: messenger RNA, 850 nt
Organism: Blepharisma stoltei
Lineage: Eukaryota; Ciliophora; Heterotrichea; Heterotrichida; Blepharismidae
Source: the annotation of a GenBank genome assembly